Messenger RNA from Daphnia pulex (common water flea), 612 nucleotides. RefSeq lists its product as uncharacterized. The transcript has 4 exons. The record is from RefSeq and is a predicted model, not a curated record. Bases 1 to 612 code for a protein of 203 amino acids. Lineage: Eukaryota; Metazoa; Arthropoda; Branchiopoda; Diplostraca; Daphniidae.
AUGAUUCCUUGCGACUCCGCUAACCUCGGCAAGCAUUUUACACCACCAACGGAUUGCCUUCAGUAUUUCACCGCCCGUGUGGGAAUGGUAAAAUCGUUCAACUGGCGUGAUGUUGCCGGAACAGCCACUCGCCAGUUGGCCAAUCAAGAUUACAGCAUCUGCUUCCGCACAACACCAGGAGUUACGAAAACUUUGUGUAUGACUCCAUGUACGGUGACAGCAACUGGAUCUAAAGCCUUUAGUGUUAGCACAGCGAUGACAACUCCGACCGCCGAUGCAGUUGCAGCUGUUAAGAGGGACGUGAGCCAGUUGUCAUCUCUCAACUGCAACAACGGCUUCCUCAUCAUCCCAGAGGGAUACAACAUUGGGAAUCCUACCGCCGUGCUCAACAUGGCCUUCGAUCGCUACUGCGGAGAAAAGCUCAAUGCGCUGCCAGCGAACGCUGUCUCUACCACCGUCUGCACCACUGCGACACCUUUCCGGCUGAUCUACCAUACCAAUGGUGACGAAACGACAACUGCUACGGUAGAUGCCCUUCCUGUCAAUGGAGUUGCCGUUACUAUUCCUACUAAUGGAAACAGAGGAUUCUGCCUCAAUUUUAAGAAUUCAUAA